This is a messenger RNA of Nannospalax galili (Upper Galilee mountains blind mole rat), 550 nucleotides long. Its product is annotated as transmembrane channel-like protein 1. The record is from RefSeq and is a predicted model, not a curated record. The transcript is spliced from 4 exons. Lineage: Eukaryota; Metazoa; Chordata; Mammalia; Rodentia; Spalacidae. The annotation marks the transcript as partial. Gene Ontology annotation, molecular function: mechanosensitive monoatomic ion channel activity. Gene Ontology annotation, cellular component: plasma membrane. Gene Ontology annotation, biological process: vestibular reflex; detection of mechanical stimulus involved in sensory perception of sound.
AUGUUCAUGUGGUGCCUCUUGCUGUUUGGCUUUCAUUUUGAGGUGCUAAUCCAGCAUCUGUGCUUUCUCCAGCCUUCAUACACAGAAUUUGACAUCAGUGGCAAUGUCCUCGCUCUGAUCUUCAACCAAGGCAUGAUCUGGAUGGGCUCCUUCUUUGCUCCUAGCCUCCCAGGCAUCAAUAUCCUCCGACUCCACACAUCCAUGUACUUCCAGUGCUGGGCGGUGAUGUGCUGCAAUGUUCCUGAGGCCAGAGUCUUCAAAGCGUCCAGAUCCAACAAUUUCUAUCUGGACAUGCUGCUGCUCAUCCUCUUCCUGUCCACCAUGCCCGUCCUGUACAUGAUUGUCUCCCUGCCGCCGUCUUUCGAUUGUGGUCCCUUCAGUGGCAAAAACAGGAUGUUUGAAGUCAUUGGUGAGACCCUGGAAAAUGAUUUCCCAAGCUGGAUGGCGAAGAUUUUGAGGCAGCUUUCUAACCCCGGGCUGGUCAUUGCUGUCAUUCUGCAAGCUUUGGAGAACAAAAUGCGGAACAAGAAAAUGGCAGCUGCUCGAGCAG